AUGAUUGAGGAAAGUGGGAACAAGCGGAAGACCAUGGCAGAGAAGAGGCAGCUGUUCAUAGAAAUGCGUGCUCAGAAUUUUGAUGUCAUACGACUGUCAACUUACAGAACAGCUUGCAAAUUACGAUUUGUACAAAAACGAUGCAACCUGCAUCUCGUUGAUAUCUGGAACAUGAUCGAAGCCUUCAGAGACAAUGGCCUUAAUACACUGGACCAUAGCACGGAGGUCAGUGUGUCCCGCCUCGAAACUGUCAUCUCCUCCAUAUACUACCAGCUGAACAAGCGCCUUCCUUCUACUCACCAAAUCAGUGUGGAACAGUCCAUCAGCCUCCUCCUUAACUUUAUGAUUGCUGCAUACGACAGUGAGGGCCGAGGCAAGUUGACGGUAUUUUCAGUUAAAGCUAUGUUAGCAACCAUGUGUGGUGGAAAAAUGCUGGACAAAUUGAGAUAUGUUUUCUCCCAGAUGUCAGAUUCCAAUGGCUUAAUGAUAUUUAGCAAGUUUGACCAGUUUCUGAAGGAAGUUCUGAAGCUCCCAACAGCUGUCUUUGAAGGGCCUUCUUUUGGUUACACAGAGCACUCAGUCCGCACCUGUUUUCCACAGCAGAAAAAGAUAAUGCUAAAUAUGUUUUUAGACACAAUGAUGGCCGACCCUCCUCCCCAGUGCCUUGUCUGGCUCCCUCUCAUGCACAGGCUUGCCCAUGUCGAGAAUGUUUUCCAUCCCGUGGAGUGCUCCUACUGCCGGUGCGAGAGUAUGAUGGGUUUCCGGUACCGAUGCCAGCAGUGCCACAACUACCAGCUCUGCCAAAAUUGCUUUUGGCGUGGCCAUGCCAGUGGCCCUCACAGCAACCAACACCAGAUGAAGGAGCAUUCCUCUUGGAAAUCCCCUGCAAAGAAGCUGAGCCAUGCAAUUAGUAAAUCUUUGGGGUGUGUACCCACCAGAGAACCCCCGCAUCCUGUUUUUCCCGAGCAACCAGAGAAACCACUUGACCUUGCAAAUAUAGUUCCUCCUCGCCCUGUGACUAACAUGAAUGACACCAUGGUGAGCCACAUGUCCUCUGGAGUACCCACUCCCACCAAGAGGUUACAGUAUAGCCAGCCUAUACGCAGUCACUUGGCCGAUGAGCAUGCCCUGAUAGCCUCCUUUGUGGCCCGUCUGCAGCACUGUGCACGUGUCCUGGACAGUCCCAGCCGACUGGAUGAGGAACACCGGCUGAUAGCUCGCUAUGCUGCCCGGCUGGCUGCAGAAGCGGGAAACAUGACCCGUCCUCCCACUGACCUGAGCUUUACCUUUGAUGCCAACAAACAACAAAGACAGCUUAUUGCAGAACUGGAAAACAAAAACAGAGAGAUCCUGCAGGAGAUUCAGCGUCUCCGUCUGGAGCAUGAGCAGGCUUCCCAGCCCACCCCUGAGAAGGCCCAGCAGAACCCCACGUUGCUGGCAGAGCUGCGGCUGCUGAGGCAAAGGAAAGAUGAACUGGAGCAGAGAAUGUCAGCACUGCAGGAGAGCAGGCGGGAGCUCAUGGUUCAGCUGGAAGGGCUGAUGAAGCUACUGAAGGAGGAAGAACAAAAGCAGGCAGCUCAGGCCACAGGAUCGCCACAUACAUCGCCCACUCACGGAGGUGGCCACCCAAUGCCCAUGCCCGUCCGCUCAACAUCUGCUGGCUCCACACCCACCCACUGCCCGCAGGACUCACUGAGCGGAGUCGGCGGAGACAUGCAGGAGGCCUUUGCACAAGGUACGAGGAGAAACCUCCGCAAUGACCUGCUGGUGGCUGCCGACUCCAUCACCAACACCAUGUCAUCCCUGGUGAAGGAGCUCCACUCAGGGUCACGGGACUCCUUGGACUUGUUUUCACAGCAGAGGAAGGUGCAGAGGAAGAAGAAGAGAAGAUGCAGAAUGGGAAAGACAGAGGUUAGCGGAGGAGCCGGGACAGAGAGGAAGCGUGUCACACCUCCCAGGCCGGAGCCAUCCUAGCAGCUGGAACCCAAGUUCGGGGUUUCUUCAAGAGCCCAACUGCACCUCUUCCCCUUGCCCAGCCCUGCCAGCGUACCCGCUGGGCCCGGGGUACAGGCCUCGACUGUCUUGUGCUGGAGCUGGGCCUCAGGCAGGGCUUGGUGUCACCUGUGUCGGGAUGCAGUUGGCAGACCAGAAUCUGCUGGGUGGACAGGCUCUAGGAUCAAGGCCUCAGAGGUCGGCUGAGGGCCACCCACAUCCUGGGGCUGCCUCUGCCUCUUUGUCCCUGUUUUCCCAUGGCCAGUGUCAUUUCUCUAUGGGGGUGCAAACCACAGCCAGUAUACCCCUGAGGUUCCGUCAUCCAGAACUGUAACCUGCUGCAGUUCCUCACCACAGACACCUAUUUCUGUCAUGCAGGAUCACACUGACCCCACAAAGCCAGCCAAGCCAUUUCCCGUGGCACCUGGCCAUGCUGCACCUUCUCACUUCCUAAAAAAAUUAAUAAAAGUACAGAUUUCCCCACAGGCAAAUGCCCAUUGACUUUAGGAAUUAGUCUUUCACAUUUUUCCAUCUCAGGACCUUAACUCUUACCUAGUUCCAGUUCCAAGAUACUGCAGCUUCUGGGCAUGCUCACUGAAAGGAAGGGAUGAAAAUAAUUGGACAACCAAUCUGUUCCAGAGAAGAGUUAUUUCAAGGAUAGAUGCCUUUGGUGCAGCCAUGAGAUUUAUCUUUAUUUUUCAAUCUUUUCUGCCCUCCCCUCCCCUACUUCUUGUGUUUCAAAGUUAGGCCAACUUCCAGGCAGAGAAGGCAGGGCUGCAGCCUCAUGAUCCAGAAAAGGAAUUUUUCCAGACUCUUCCAAGUGGUCUAUCCUGGAGCAGCCUCUGGGCCUUUCCCUGACACCCGCCCCCACCCAUCCGCACCAGGGCCCUGUUCCACCUGCACCCUGGGACCUGCCGUCUCUGAGCCUGCACUGAGUCAGGGAUCCUGCAGGCUAUGGCGGGCAGCACCCAAGCUGCGGAAAUUCUCCCUGCCCUGGAAAUCAGAGCCCCCGGGGCUCAGGCAGGCUUCUACCUACACUCACUGCACAUUCCGCCAAGGCUCUUCCUUACAGCAGCCCCAGGCCGCCCCAGCCAGCAAAGGAGUCAGGAGCCGACUUGCCCUUUGGGAGGCUGCCAGAAACCCUGUCCCCAGGGCACAGGAACUGGGGGACAAGGAAAGGCGGGCCCACCCCCUCUUCAUGCAGAUAAGGGAACCAAAGGCCCAUGACCUGACCCAAGAGCUUGAUGCCAGAACUAAAAUCUGGGCUGGGUCUUCUCCUAACACUGUUUCUUGACCCUAUUAGAAGUUAGGAGAAACUCACCAGUGGUGAGGAGUCAGAUGAAAAGCAUAAAAACUCAGGUGGUUCAUUUUCAGAGGCGCCUUAAGGUCUGCUGUCUUCAGCACGAGGCUUUCUUCCCUCCCUCUCAGUGUUUACAGGCAAGUCGCCGACCUCUCUGCCCUUCUCAGUCAAUUCUUCCCAAGAAACCAGCACAUUCCAAACCUUACAUUGCAAACCCAGUUUUUCUCCCUUCUCUUGAAAUGUUUCCUGGCCUGGUGACCUAAGCA
Molecule: messenger RNA, 3558 nt
Organism: Pteropus alecto (black flying fox)
Lineage: Eukaryota; Metazoa; Chordata; Mammalia; Chiroptera; Pteropodidae
Gene: DTNB
Product: dystrobrevin beta
Exons: 20
Coding region: 1-1974 (657 amino acids)
Biological process (GO): synaptic signaling
Cellular component (GO): synapse; plasma membrane
Molecular function (GO): zinc ion binding
Source: RefSeq, a predicted model, not a curated record